GUUUACAAACUCCCAACCAGGACGUCCCGGGGGAAUCGUUUAGUAUUCCACAUUUCAACGCUGUGCCCGGAGUACGAAAAGCAGUGCUUAAAUGCUUGGAGUUAGAAUGCUGAUGCUGCACUAUAGCAAACACGGCGAGUGCAUACUCCAGGAAAUUGGUGCAGCAUUUCGCGGAGAGCAUGCGACAGACCUGCUACUCAUCUGCGAUGGCAAGGAGACGGUGCGAGCACACAAGCUGGUACUGGCUGCGGCCAGUCCACUUAUACGCAUGAUUUUAGAAGAGACUCCAAUUCUGGAGGGCGAAACCACCGUAUACUUUCCGGAUGUGCAGGUAUGUUACUUCCGGCUGUUACUGGACUUCCUGUACUCCGGCCAAGUGUAUGUACCCGCGAACGAGGUACACCACCUGCAAGAUCUCCUAGCGUUAUUACAAAUUAAGCCCAGCAUAUGGAAAAACUCCGAUUGCUCCAAUGACACUGAAUCACAAAAGUCAGAGCCCUUGGUGGAUAUUAACCGGAAUGAGGGCAUUGGCGCACUUGAUCAUCGUCGAAGGCGCACGAAAAGCCAGGACCAUUCGGGGUCCAGGGACGGUAGUCCGGCCAGCCGAAAAAUAAGGGUAAAACGAGAGCACCAUUCUGCGGGCAGCUCGGAGGAUGGUGGUGAUCGCGAAGAUACCGAUUACAUGGACGAGGUCGAAGAGGCCAUCAUCAAGAGCAACAACAACCUGCAGCAAAUCAACCGGCACGACGAGGACGACGGUGGUGGGAGUGCUGCAGGCGGUCGGGGGAGUGGGAUCGUGGGGGACGAGGGAGGCAGUACGGCGGGCGAGGCCCGAAGCGAAUCGAGCAGCAGCAGAGGAGGCGAUGGAACGGUCGAAGCUUCCCGCACGUCGAACGCGGACCGAAGAACUCCGUCGGCGCGGCAUAGCAGAGGCAGCGCGUGUGAUCCCGAUCCGGAAGACGACGAGGACUUUGAGCUGGACGUGGAAGAUCGUGACAUGGUGGACGAAGAGGCGCGUGCUGAGGCCACCAGUCGAACGCCCAACAGUGCCGGUGGCAGUGAUUCGCUACGCAGCCGAAGACGUAGCUCGUCCGACCCUGUCAAUCUGUCCAUCGUGAAGCAGCAGCAGCACCAGGACGGCGAUUCGGACGAUGCCAAUAUCGACGUCGAAACGAUAGGCAACGCACCGACGAAGAAUCUGCUUCCACCGCGGUACUUGGACCCGUUUCGCACCAAGCGGAAAGCGUACUACAUACAUUCGGAUGCCGAAUCGUUGAAACCGCUCGAACACGAGCUGCUUCACGGUUCGCCGGACAACUAUGUUGUGACUCCGCACCGGAAGCGACGGCCCGGAUUCCACAACUCGCCGGCACAGAAUCCACCGUUCGUGCCAAGCUAUUUGGAGGACCUACGAACACGCAAGUGCUUCCUCUCGGCGCCACCGACGUACGUGUCAGAUGCCAGGCCCGGAUCACCUGGUACACCCCGUCCCACCGACAUUGCGGCACUCGGUACUAACCAUUCGUCCAGCAAUAAUAACAACAACAACAACAACAACACCAGCAGCAACAACAACAAUCGGAUACGUCCGCCCAGCGCGGACAAUAAGCUUGCGGUUGCCCCGUUCGUGUACCCUUGGCCAUCGGCUGCGCUGGCAGCGUUGCCCGGCGGUCCAGCGGAUCUGCUGGCCGUUCCGUAUCUGCAUGCGGCCAGCGCCAACACGGACACCAGCCCUGCCGAGCUGAUACAGCAGAUGAAAAACUUCGAAAGCAGUCAGGCGGAAGCGGUCCUGAGCGCUCGUUCCGGUGGCAGUGGAGGCUGUGGUGGCAGCGGUGGCAGUGCCGCCAGCAGCCUAGCAGGAUCCGGCUCUGGAUCGACGGCCAGUGGGGGUGGUGGUGGUGCAGCAACAGGAGGAGGAGGAGGAGGAGGAGGUGGGCUAAGCAGUGGAAACACCCCGGUGCGCGAAUAUCGAUGUGAGUACUGUGGCAAACAGUUUGGCAUGUCCUGGAACCUGAAGACGCAUCUGCGUGUCCACACGGGCGAGAAACCUUUCGCCUGUCGGCUGUGUGUGGCAAUGUUCAAGCAGAAGGCCCAUCUGCUAAAGCAUCUCUGCUCGGUGCACCGGAACAUCAUCAAUUCGCCGGAAGCGGGUGGCAGGUACACCUGUUGCUUCUGCACACUGUACUUCGAGACGCUGCAGGAGCUGGUGCGCCAUCUGUCCGGCCAUCACAACAACCUGCUGCUCAGCAAAAAUCUCCACGAAUGAUACGCAAUGCCUCCGGUGGUGAUGGCACUGCCCGCGACCGAUCAGCGCGCCGAUCUUCGU
Molecule: messenger RNA, 2326 nt
Organism: Anopheles maculipalpis
Lineage: Eukaryota; Metazoa; Arthropoda; Insecta; Diptera; Culicidae
Gene: ken
Product: transcription factor Ken 2
Exons: 6
Coding region: 92-2266 (724 amino acids)
Biological process (GO): regulation of transcription by RNA polymerase II
Cellular component (GO): nucleus
Molecular function (GO): DNA-binding transcription factor activity; protein binding; RNA polymerase II cis-regulatory region sequence-specific DNA binding
Source: RefSeq, a predicted model, not a curated record